GCACACUUCAUCAAGUUUGAAGAAUUCAACAUGCAUCAAACAUUUUAUUUGCAACCUCAUCAACUCCUAGCUAAUUAUUCAAAGGCGACUUCUGGUGCACUUUGGUUUCAUAAGGUUAUCUUUCUUCUUUUUUUGUUAAAUUAGUUUUCUAUUAUCUAUAAUUUUGGUAAUGUCAUACUAUAUGCUUUGUUUGGCGUCUUGUAUAACCUUUCUUAUAUAUAAUUUUAAAAUUGCUGGUAGUUUGUUGGGUUAUAUCAACUAUUAUGUUUCAAUUUGGUGUGAAAAUAAUCCUUUUUGCGGGUAAGCACUUUAAAUAGGCUUGCUUGCUUGAUUUAUUUAAUCUUUUGAUUACAUAAUGUUUAAGUUUCCUUCCUUCAUGUGAAAUUGUCAAUAUCUAGCUGUAAAUGGUGGCAUAAUUAUGAUUUAUAGGCAACUUUGUAAGGAAAGAGUCCCAUUAGCUUCUUUAUAGCCUUAUAGGUAGCAUAAUGAGUUUAGAGUUGUAGUGAAAAUUUAUGAAGAAAUCGUUUUUCCUCUGCAAAUUAGAUUGUAGACACGAGUCUAUCAUCUAAAUUGUGCGCACCAUUCAACUCAAUGAACAAAACAACAUUCUCGGUGAACAAAUUAAGCAAAAUAACAAAAGAACACCACACGAGACUCAAUGAACAUCUAAAUCAGCAAUGAACAACAAGAAAAAAAAAAAAGAUGACUAUAAGAGGAAAUAUUUGAUGAACAAUCACUUAACCUAAAAAACAGACAAAGAAAACACAAUGAACAAAUUAAUAUCUGCAAUAAAAAAACUAAGAAACAUAAAGAUAAAUGUUAACAAAGGAGAAUCGUCGAGAUCGAUGUUCAUUGGAGAACAGUUGAUGUACAUUAGUUUUACAUGUUCAUUGGAGAACAAUUGAUGUACAUUAGUUUUACAUGUUCAUUGGAGAACAGUUGAUUUAUUAGUUUUACAUGUUCAUUGGAGAACAGUUGAUGUAUAUUAGUUUCACGCGUUUUGUGAUUUUUGGGUUGCGUUUUGGCCCUUGAAUCCACCAUCUACCAAUUGGUUUUUUCUGAGGAUGGCGUUAUAUUAUAUGGUCCAUGGACAUUAGCAAAAUAUCUUUUGUUGGCGAUAUAAACGCUAACUAGUGCUCAACAAAGAUGUGUUAGUUCAACCAACAUGUGUCAAUUCCAAAGGUCUCGUGGUCAAACGGUAAUUAGGAACCCUCUCCGUUUUAGAGAACAUUUUUUUGUCUAAAUUAAUUUGAACACUUUCAUUUUGUUAAUAAAAUAACAUAUGAUAAUCAUGCUACAAUAUAUCACCUAAAACUAUGUGUUCCAACGAGUGUUUAGAUCUUUUUGCGACGAAGGGAGUAAAUAAAAAGUAGUACGAUAAGCUAAAAAAAGAGGAUUUAAGUCAAAAGAAUUAUUUAUCUAUCCAUAAAAAUUUUAAAAUUAGUAGGUAAUUACAAAAUAAUGCUUGAAAGGUUUAAAAGCUUAAGUGGUCUGACCAAAUAAGUCAGAUCGUCUAACACAAAACUAGCUCAUGUCAGUUUGUAUUUCUUCUUAUUCACAUUGACAAAUGACAAUGUUGCAGUUUAACGGAAACGGAGGUAUAACGUAUAAGUAUCUUGAAUACUCUUGUAUGAAACCAAAAAAGAUUAGAUAUCCCCUACAACAGCUGGCUAGACACAAGUAAAAUUAGAAGACAAGAAAAAAUUUAUGAGUUUGGGGUUGACCAGAUUUACUAACUUAUCUAAUACUAUUACUGUAAUACCUACUGAAUAUAAUAUUAGUACUAAUUAGUCAACAAGGUACCCAGAACAUAAACACCACUAGUAAGUAGUAACAUGGUUUAGCUUAUGAUAUUUCAGAGAGAUCAUAAUUUAACUUCUAAUAAUUCAGAGAUACAUCGUGGACUUUGAGUCUUCUUUUUUUUAAGUACAACAAUUACAUCGUGUAUUACUUGAAGAUUUGAUUCUAUAAAUUGUCUUCUGAAAAUUUAUAACUCUACUCUCAAACAUAAUAACAAAGAGCAAAAAAGUCAAAGUCUGAGAUAUUGGAAGCAUGGAAAAUCCAAAUCAUGCAGUAGAAAUGGAGAAGGAACUCUAUGCUGCCUCCAUGAAAGGCAAUGUAGAGAUUCUUCGAGCUGAAGCUCAAAGCGACGAAUAUUUACGUAAGAAAACACAUUGGAAAAACAAUAUUAUUCACAUAGCAAUUCGCCACGAGCAACAUGAUUUCAUAGAAGAAUCUCUAAGGAGAUUUCCUGUUAAUGAUGAGCUAUUUUGUGAAAGGAAUUGCAAAGGAAACACCCCUCUUCAUGUUGCUGCUGAGGUCGGAAACUUAAGCAUUGUGAGUUUACUCUUUAAUUACUUUGAGGAAGUGAGGCAAAGUCAUGAUGAUGCCACUGAGAAGCCAUGGAGGAUGCAGAACACCAAGAAAAACACUCCUGUUCAUGUUGCAAUUAUUCAUGACAAUGUCAAGAUUGCCAGAUUUUUGUUGGAGAAGGAUCCUGGCUUGGCUUAUAUUAUCAAUGCCUCAAAUGAAGCACCCCUUCAUCUUGCGAUCAAACACCAUGUUAAUUAUUCUGAGAGCGAAUCAAUUAUGACCAAAGUAAAACAACCAAUCAACGAGGGAGGAGCAGCUUUGGUGAUAAAGUUUGUAACUGGGGAAGAUAUGUCAAGUAUGAUAAAUUUUCUGGUAGAAAAAGGAAGUUGUGUAACAUGUUGGCCUGAUGCAAAAGGUUCAACUCCUCUUCAUAGAGCAGCAUCACUCAGCACUCCUUACAAUAUGCAGGUGAUAAGAACCAUACUUUACCAUUCGCCGCAGUCUGUAGAGGUCUGUGAUGCUUCUGGAAACUCCAUCUUACACCUUCUGAUUAGUAAGAUGCCCAACUACCAAGAAGGUAUAAACCUGCUCAAAUUUAAAGAGAUAUACGCCCUUAGGAAUUACCAGAACCAACAAGGAAAUACACCAUUACACAUCGCUGCAAAAAAUAAGGACAUAAAUAUGGUGCGAGUUCUAUUGGAAUCCUCAACCAAACUCAGCAUCAGAAACAUGGAAGGCACCUCAGCAGCAUCUCUAAUUCAACAAAAUAAUCUGCUUGAGAUACUAAGGAAACGAAAAAUGACACGGGAGGAAUGUGAAGCAGCAGACAAAGCAAACAUAACUUUUCUAAGAGAAAGAAUGAGCAGGUUAGGAAUGGAUUUCUUACUCUCACAAGAUUCUGAGGGAAGGAAUGUCCUUCAUAGAUUAAUGCACAUAAAGAAUGAAAGCCAUAUAAUGCAAGACGACUUUGUAGAUUUUAUUCAACAAGUACUUGGAAGCUCAUGUCCAGCACUUGUUUCUCAAACAGACCUUAAAGGGGAUACUCCGAUUCAUGUCCUGGUGCGAAAUCGUCCUGAUACCUCAAUCUAUGUUGCCUCAGGAAAUCAAGAUAACGCCCAGCAGAACAAUGAUGCUUUUGUUUAUUCACCAUUGUGGCAAUCAGGCUUUUUGUCAGUGUUAUUGGCGUUAUGCAAUCAGUGUAUCCUUCAAAAUCAAGAAGAGGCCAACCGCAAGGAUGCUCGUUAUGACAAACCAUGGUUGGUGCAGAAUGCAAAAGGCAAUACGCCUCUCCAUGAAGCACUCAUAGCAAAUAACAAUGGAUUGGCUAUAAGAUUGUUAGGACAUGAUCAAAAGUCGGCUACUUUAGUCAACAAAAGUAAGGAGGCACCCCUGCAUCUCCUUGCUAGAAGUCUCCCAGACAUGGAGCCAUUCAAGAAAGAAGACAUAGAGUUAAUGGUGAGGGCAAAUGUCGAAGCUGCGCGUAUGCCUGAUCAAGAUGGUCUGACUCCAUUACUGAGAGCAUUUCAAGCUGGCAACUUGUCUACAGCUACAACUCUAUGCACCGUUUCCUCAGAAGCAGCAAAAAUUCCUGAUGCUAAGGGUCAAACAUUUUGGCACCUGCUUAUAAAUCAUCCAUCGGACUAUUAUUUCUUUCGUCUCCUUCAAGAUGUGGCUUUAAGAGAUCUUUUGAAGUUAAAGGAUAAAAAUGGAAACACGCCACUGCAUUUGGCAAUUGAAGGUAACCGUUUUGACCUUGUAAAAAUUUUCUUUGAAACCUGGGAACUUGAACGUAAGUCAUCAUCAAAGGGUAAAUGGCUAGUGGAACUCCUAGAAUUACAAAACAAGGCUGGUAAAACUCCUGGCGAUCUGAUAGGAGAAUCAUCAUGUCUACCUCCAGAUAUUGAAAAAAGCAUUGGUGAUAAAAAUGAAAUGAUAGGCAUUCGGAGCAUGUGGGGAAUUCCUACAGUACAGAUGAAAACCUAUGUAAAUACAAUGGGUAUUAUAGCAGCUCUAUUGACAACAAUAACAUUCACAGCAGCAUUCACUGUUCCUGGUGGACUCCACGAAACUAGUGGGAUUCCGAUUUUCAUAAGUAAGGUAGCAUUUCAGGUCUUUAUGAUAUCAGAUGUGGUGGCAAUGUGCUUAUCAAUGAUGGUCUUAUUCUGUCUCCUGUGGAUCAUGGCUACUAGCAGUAGGCACAAUUCAUUAAUGAUACUGGAUUUCAGUGUCGCGUUGCUGCUUGCGUCGUUCUUUGCAACUCUGUUAACUUUCAUGACAGGUCUUUUCGCAGUAAUGUUCCCUGUCAAACCUUGGAUCGCUAUUGUCACUGUGGUUCUCUGCUCUUUGCUAAUGAUGCUCGUUCACAAAUUCCUUGUCAUCAAUUUACUUAUUCCUCUUGGAAAAUCUACUCUUGUUUUUUUGAGGAUGUCUUGGAGGUGUAUUGCUAGAUUAUGCACUAAUUUUACUGGAUGUUGUAAGAAAAACCAGAGGAAUCGUGGAAUUAGUCGCCUAGGUCACAUUGGUCGACGUUCCUUCAUUCAAGUUUAGACAAUAAGUAUUGUGCUACUUUUCAAUACAUUAUUACUAGGUCAUUGUUAUUUAAUUGCUAUUUUUUUACUACUACUAUGUUUUUUUUAUAGCUAUUCUUUUGCUACUAUUAUAUCAUCAUAUGUAAACUCUAUGAUGUAUGGACUUUUCAAUAUAACUUUUGUGUAAGCAACUAAACUAUGUAUGAAAUUGUGGUUUAAAAAACAGAAGAAAGAAGAAUAUUUAGAUAUAUCUCCUUCUCCAGGUGAGAAUUGUAAUGAGCUGAAGAGAGAAAUGAGAGAGGAAAGAGAGAGAAAAUUAUCUCCUCUAUUCUAUUA
Messenger RNA from Beta vulgaris subsp. vulgaris (sugar beet), 5177 nucleotides. RefSeq lists its product as uncharacterized. Lineage: Eukaryota; Viridiplantae; Streptophyta; Magnoliopsida; Caryophyllales; Amaranthaceae. Gene Ontology annotation, cellular component: plasma membrane. Gene Ontology annotation, molecular function: protein phosphatase 1 binding; protein phosphatase regulator activity. The transcript is spliced from 5 exons. The record is from RefSeq and is a predicted model, not a curated record. The coding region runs from base 2053 to 4860 and encodes 935 amino acids.